Dichomitus squalens LYAD-421 SS1 is the source of this 918-nucleotide messenger RNA. RefSeq lists its product as uncharacterized. Bases 45 to 203 code for a protein of 52 amino acids. NCBI's taxonomy places the organism in Eukaryota, Fungi, Basidiomycota, Agaricomycetes, Polyporales, Polyporaceae. The transcript has 6 exons. The record is from RefSeq and is a predicted model, not a curated record.
AAAUCAUAGAAUUCCUGAGAAUUAUAGAAUCCCGGAGGAGACCGAUGCGCAGUCGUGACAUCGGAGAAAGCUCGCAAUUAUCGUCGUCAGGAAAAUCGAAAGCUCAGCUCGCUGCUGCCCUGAUCAUGGCACCUGACAUAUCGGCAGAUAGCGGCAGCAGAUGUGCUCCGACAUCCGUUGCGCUCGUCGAGACGCUGCUCUGAUAUGAGGGCACGUUAUGUUAGCCGCUAGAAGUCUCGCACGUAUGUCCGGGUGUCACUGAGGGGAAUCUCCUAUGUAGACGGCUCUACCUCUAGGCGGCCAAGAGCAAGUCCUGUCCGACCGCGGAUUUACAAAACGCGCACCUUGUUGUGUUGAAAGCUGCGAACGAUGUUGCCGAACUUGGCCGCUGGCUGAUAUUCGGCGGCACUUCUUGACAGCAGGAUACGACGUCUAUGUCCGUCGCGGUAACCGCGGCGAAGAAAUGCCACCCGUCACAUUGUACCUCAAACCGGGUCUCGAUACCUCUCGCGAGGAAUCGUGUCGGGAUGUCUUGUGUCUUCCUAAUACCAGCCUGACCAUCCUCAAUCCAUGCCAGGGGUCGCCGAAAUGUCCCGUUGUGGGCGCUACAUGAGCCGAUGUGGUGGGACGGCGCAGAGCCUGCCACGCUUGCCUCAUGUGCGCACAGUGACCUGUGGCAUAACCGGCUGCUCCUAAUUUUCCUGCAUUUGAAGUGCAUACCAACGGUCGGAGAGCACCCAGCAAGGAGUUUCGACCGCUUCAGCACUCCUUGGAUGGUCGGAUGGAUCGCGUGCCUCUUGCCGGCGACGGCAUUUGCACCACUUCUGCCGGAACUUUCGCCGGAAUACUGGUCUUAGUCGGGGGUCAGUGAUCGAAUUGGCUGCUCGCCAUGUUCCAAAUGGCGUUUCUCAUCUUGAC